Vespa crabro (European hornet) is the source of this 1147-nucleotide messenger RNA. It is a transcript of the gene Idi, whose product is annotated as isopentenyl-diphosphate Delta-isomerase 1. Gene Ontology annotation, cellular component: cytoplasm. Gene Ontology annotation, biological process: isopentenyl diphosphate biosynthetic process; isoprenoid biosynthetic process. Lineage: Eukaryota; Metazoa; Arthropoda; Insecta; Hymenoptera; Vespidae. The transcript is spliced from 2 exons. Gene Ontology annotation, molecular function: isopentenyl-diphosphate delta-isomerase activity. Bases 341 to 1069 code for a protein of 242 amino acids. The record is from RefSeq and is a predicted model, not a curated record.
AAGUGAUUUAUUGAACACUUAGUGGGGACGAUACUACUUGACCGCAUUCCAUGAGAAGAAAGCUUGUUAAUUUAUAUAUAUUUUCUAACCUCAAGUACAUAACUAUAAAAAACGUCUUAUCGUUUGAAUAAUAUGUUGUGCUUUUGUAUUGUAUUGCGUCAUUUUUCACAGAAAACCAUUUAUAUGGUUAAGCAGAAAAGAUAUUGUGAAAAUAUAUGAUAACAAGUUUAAAUUUAUACAAUGUUUAUUCACAGUUCAGUUAUAUUAUAUCUCAAAUGCAGGAAAACUGUUUAGUGUAAUAUAGACUUUACGAGUGUUAGGACGUUUAAAUAUAAAUAAUAUGAAUAGAAAUAUAUUUUCUAUGAUACAAAGAGUAGCAUCUAAUGUGAGAGGUUAUAGUAUGGCGCAAAUAGCACCUUUGCAAAAAGCUGCUUUGGAAGAGCGUUGUAUUCUUGUGGAUGAAUUUGAUAAACCGAUUGGUAAUGCAUCAAAAAGGGAUUGUCACAGAAUUACCGAUGAUGGUACUAUACCACUUCAUAGAGCAUUCAGUGUCUUUUUAUUCAAUCGGAAUGGUGACUUGUUAUUGCAAAAACGUUCUCCAUGGAAGGUAACAUUUCCAAAUUGUUAUACAAAUUCAUGUUGCAGUCAUCCUUUAGCAGAAAUUCCUGAAGAAACUUUAGAGGACGAUGCAAUAGGUAUUCGUAGGGCAGCGCAAAGAAGACUUAAUUAUGAAUUGGGUAUUCCUCUAUCAGAGAUCCAACUUUCUGAUUUCUUUUAUUUAUCAAGAAUUCAUUAUUUUUCUUUGGGAGACGGAAUUUGGGGUGAACAUGAAAUAGAUUACGUAUUAUUUCUACAGAAAGAUUAUAUAACAAUUGAUCCUAAUCCUGAUGAAGUCAGUGAAAUUCAAUGGGUAUCAAAAUCGAUGAUUAACGAUUUGACACGUAUAAUAAAAGCACCAUUAACACCUUGGUUUCAACUUAUGCUUCGGCAUAAAUUACAACUAUGGUGGGAUAAUUUAAAGACAUUAGAUAAAGUACAAGAUUAUUCUGUAAUACAAAAAUAUUUGUAAUACAUUGAUAUAAUUGAUUCUAUUUCUGUACUAUCUAUAUAUGUAUUAUUUAAUGAUAAUAUAUAUAUAUACAUUGUC